Perkinsus marinus ATCC 50983 is the source of this 793-nucleotide messenger RNA. RefSeq lists its product as hypothetical. Lineage: Eukaryota; Perkinsozoa; Perkinsida; Perkinsidae. The annotation marks the transcript as partial. The record is from RefSeq and is a predicted model, not a curated record. The transcript has a single exon. Gene Ontology annotation, molecular function: cysteine-type exopeptidase activity; dipeptidase activity. Gene Ontology annotation, biological process: proteolysis.
AUGCCGGAAGGGACGACUUACGGGUAUUGGGAUGCCGCUUAUGGUGUUAUGAAUGAAGCCGGUUUAUCGAUGGGUGAGAGCAGCUGCAGUGGACGUUUGAGUUCUGUUCCGAAGGGAGACGGCCCGAACGGUAGCGGCGCCUUGUUCUGGGUGGGUGAAUUGUCUGAUAUCGCCCUCGAGGUCUGCUCCACUGCUAGAUGUGCCAUACAGACAAUGGGUAAGCUCGCUGAGGAGCAUGGCUUCUACGGUUCUAUUGGCGUUAAAGAGGCUGGCGAGGCAUUAACAAUCGCCGAUGGUACCGAGGUAUGGGUAUUCCAUAUUCUACCUGAUGAUACCGCUGAAGGUGCAGUGUGGGCUGCUGAAAGAGUCCCCAAAGGCCAUGCUACCAUCGUCCCGAAUGUCUUUGUUAUUCGAGAGAUCGAUCCAAGUGAUGGUGACAACUUUAUGUUCUCUGACAACAUCUUCGAUAUCGCUUUGAAACUUGGUUGGUGGAAUGGUGAGGGUCUUCUGGACUUUACUGCCACGUAUAGUGUCAGCGAGUACAACAAUCCUUAUUACUCCGGUCGUCGUGUGUGGAGAGGUUUUUCCCUUUUCGCCCCUUCGCUGAAUCUCGAUCCAACUCUUGGUGUCGAAUGGGAUCAUCCAACCUAUCCCUUCUCAGUGGAGCCAGAUGUACCCGUUACCAUUGACUUUAUGAGGCGCUUCUACAGAGAUCACAUGGAGGGAACUGCGUAUGACCUCACUGAUCAUGUCGUUGCUGGUGGUCCCUUCAAGACUCCCAAUAGAUAUGCAG